Molecule: messenger RNA, 680 nt
Organism: Galleria mellonella (greater wax moth)
Lineage: Eukaryota; Metazoa; Arthropoda; Insecta; Lepidoptera; Pyralidae
Exons: 2
Coding region: 375-626 (83 amino acids)
Source: RefSeq, a predicted model, not a curated record
UUCCUGUUCUUAGGUCUAAUCCAUAGAUUGAAGCUUGAGUCUAGUUGACAUCUGACAGAUCAUCAGCAACAGCUCCAUUUCCUCUAUUUAUAGUAUCUAUCAUCUAUUCCUAAAAUUCCAGACAUAUGAUAUGGAAAACUAAUCACCACCGUCUCUGACUUUAGCCUUUUCCACAACGGAACAAACGUACUAAAAAGAAUCAUCUAUUCCUUGUUUAUAUACUGUUUGAUUUGUAAGAAUCUUUACUUGAGGGAGGUUUUAUUAGGUAAUCUAAUUUUCCAAUUUACCACAAACCAUUUUAAGUUCAUAAUAAAUUUGUUUUUGUAUUUUGUGUACUAUUCUUUUGCGCUUCUAAUUAAGUCUUGUAGAAAGUCAUGAUACAUUUAAUGAAUAUGACUGUAACUGUAAAUAAAAAAGAAAUAGAUAAAUUAGCUAUGGAAGUAAACGUACAUCCAACACAUAUGGUUAAAUUUAUAGAGGAAUUUCAAAAACGAGCAAAUACAACACUGACCAAUUUAAUUGAAGAUCGUGGGGAAUCGAAUGAAGAUAUAGAAGACGAAGAUAAUGAUGGUGAUGAAGACGAGGAGGAAAAUAUACAUGUAAGUCCCAAAAAAAGGAAAAAGUAAAUACAUGUAUAUUAUUAUUUGUAAAGAAUUAAUACAAUAAAACAAUCGAAUUUU